UAUGUAUGACUGAAUCCCUAUGCUGUACACCAGAAACUAACAUAACAUUGUAAAUCAAAUAUACUUUAAAAAGUGGCCAGGAGGGAGGAGAAGAUGAGGGUCAUAAAAGAGAAUAAUAGGCUUCCAUAUGCAGUCUGUUUGCACAAGUAUAGGGGAGGGGAGAAUCUGUGGUGAUCACCUGGAUAAUUUAAUCCCCAAAUCAGCCCAGUUGCUGUCUUGGGUUCUCUUCAUAACAUAUGCACACAUGCAGAAUUAAUUAUGCAGCUUCUAACGAUGCACUAAGUAGGUCUCCUUAAAGGUACUUUAAUCAGUGCAGUCUGCAAACAUUUGGGUGGCUGAAGCUUUCCUUCGGGGCAAAGCACUACAGUGGUUCAGAACAAAGGCUUUAGAAUCAACUACAUCUACAUUCAAAUACUGCCUUCACUACCGUUGGUUCUGUGAACUUAGGUAAGUGAUAAAACUUCAAUUUCUUUACCUGUAAACUGGAAAAUGUAGCAACAGCACCAAACUCAAUGGGUUCUUAUGAUCACAUGUCCAGAAUAUAGCAUGGUGCCUAUGAGAAGCAAGUUUUAAAAUUUUCAUUUUGUAACUCCCUUUUUAUUUCCUUUAUGAUUUUAUUUUUUUAUUGAAAUAAAGUCAAUCUACACUGUUGUGUUAAUUUGGAGAAGCAAUUUUAAUGUUAUUUUUAAAAAUCAUCACCGUCAACGCUCACUGAGAUUUUAUAAAAGGAGAGACUAAGGCCCAAUACUGCCAAUUCUAGGUUAUUUGAAAAAAUUAAACCAUGAGCUCAUAUAGUUCAAAUCUAUCCCAUUAUCUUAUUUUCCUAUAGAUUUUGUCUAGUUGCUGAAUUUGGAGGAGAAAAAAAGCAACCACACAAAAUUUUCCCAUUUGGAGAAAUUUUUACUUGGUACCCACCUGAGUCCCUGGCAGGGUGGGCCUGUCCUCUGUAGGGUCAAUGGGGUGUUUGGGGGAAGAUGGUGGCCCUGCCCAGAGAGGGUGGCUGGAGGAUACGAACAAAGGGGUAUGUGACAGUGACAGGUCACAAAGGCAGCAGAGGAUAAAUAUGCCUGCGCAGAGGGUUUAGGCUGAGAGGGUUUAGGCUGAGAGGGUGGUUGCUUCUCUCACUAGGACUGCAGUUCACAGCCUCUCGGGAAGAUAAAAAAUCAGAAGCAGAAGUGAGGUGAGGCAGAGGGGAGCCUAUCAUACCCCUCUAUACAUGAAGAGGUUCAGCCUGGGGGCCAGGCAUCCUACAGCAUCCCCACCUGGAUCAUCUGUGCCCCCACCCCUGCCUGAAGGUGGGGGGCCCGAGGGUAGGGGUGGGCUUGGGAGACCUGUUGUGGAGCCACCUGUGACAUGCAGGAGCUCCACUGCUCCCUCUUCUGCCAACAAGGCCAAGGAAGAGAAGACCCAGGGACCUGUCUUGCCAGCACUGCUUGCCGUGACCAAAGACAGCCAUGAGCAGGGAGUUUCUGUUACCAUAUUACACGGCCCAGAGCGGCUCAGGAGUGGGCAUGUUCAACACUGCUAUGGGGAAACUGCAGCGGCAACUGCACAAGGGAGAAUACGACAUAUUCAAGUACGCACCGAUAUUUGAGAGCGACUUUAUCCAGAUCACCAAAAGGGGAGAAGUGAUCGAUGUGCACAACCAUGUCUGCAUGGUGACCGUGGGCAUUGCAUCCACCAGCCCCAUCCUCCCGCUCCCAGAUGUCAUGCUGCUGGCCCGACCGGCCGCCGGCUGUGAAAAGCAUGCUGGGCGGGGCCAGGCCACCAAGGGGAAAGGCCGCAAGGCUGCCAAGACCUUAGAACUCACCAGGCUCCUUCCCUUGAAGUUCAUGAGGAUCUCCAUUCACAACCGCGAGAAACAACAGUUGCGCCUUAAGUUCGCUACGGGCCGCUCCUGCUACCUGCAGAUGUGUCCCCCUCUGGAUGGGCAGGAAGACCUCUUUGCCUAUUGGGAAAAGCUGAUUUACCUCCUGCGGCCACCAGUGGACAGUAACAGCAGCACCUGUGCCAUUCCAGCGGGAGACAUGAUCUGCAUGCCGGUGUUUGAGGAGGAGGACAGGAGGAGCCCAGCAGCGUCGGAUUUCCAAGGAAAAGGGGAUCAAGACCAGGUGAGCAUCAGGAGCCUCCACGUGGGUUCCGAGGUGGCCACGGCCACCUCAGCAGCUUUUGCUGGAGGGGAGGGGAUCCAACUGGACUCCCUUAAACUCACUACCAUUUCCUAUGCAACCACCACAAACACAAAACCUACAGAGCUUGGCAAAGAGUCAGCAGCGAGAUCAAUGACAGAGGUGGCAGCGGCAAGCACUGCAGCAGGCACUUUGAGAAUGGCAGGGUCCACAUCUCCUGCCCCAGAACAGCUGGGCAUGGCCACAGCAGCCACAGCCACCAAGAGUCCAGGAGGAAGUAAAACCAAGAUAGCCACUGCGGGCACUGACAACAUAUCCCUGAGGAGCAUGAGAUGGGGCGUGGCAGGUGCCGUGAACAAUUCGGGGUAUAAUUCUAGCACAUCCACCAGCCUCUCCCCUGAGGCCAGCAUGACUGUGACAGGAGCAAAACCCAGCAAGACCAUCAGAGGAACAGCCCACGACGAAGACCAGGGGCCCCUCAUCUCCACCUUGCCACAGGAAGGCCAAGUGAGCGAACAGGAUGGGAGGCCACAGCAAGUGUCCCAGGCCCGCAAGGGAAGAAGGGAGAGAAGGGAGCGAUGGGAAAAGGAGAGAGCUCUCAGGAGCUUCCAGCACCGCAGGUCAGGGGAAAGCCGCCAUAGGGCAUCGGGGGACAAGGUAAUCCGAAAAGCAGCCGGCCAGUCCUCAGCCCGCCAUAGAGCCUCAAGAGACAACAAAAAGGAGAAAGGCCGUGGCGGCCCGGAGGACAGCAAGUGGGGUACAGCGCACAAGGGCAUCAGCCACGCUCCCAUUGCCAAGGAGUCCAGGACCUCACACAAAUCAGGUAGGAGCUUAUCCACAGGGAGUUCAGGUUCUGCCACCAAGAGACUCAGCAGGAUCAGCUCUUUCUUGAGGAGCGUCAGAGCCAAUCUUACUACAAAGGCAGUGAGUCCACCACAAGAUGAAGAUGAGGACAUCCUGGCUAAGGCAGUGGGAAGGACCAGCAUGGAAGUGAUCGUGGAGACAGCAGAGAGUGGCCAGGAGCUGGAGAUCAUCGAUGCUGUGGAGGCUGAGACCACGGAGACAGUGACCUUUGAAGCCCAUUAAUAGGACCCAGAGCUGGAAGCUGCAAAGGGGACCAGGGCUCAGGGAAGUAUCCCUAGAAAGCCUAAUCCAGCUUCCUUACUGCAGUUUAAAUAAAGAACCAUACAACCAGAGAAAGGC
Vicugna pacos (alpaca) is the source of this 3332-nucleotide messenger RNA. The record is from RefSeq and is a predicted model, not a curated record. NCBI's taxonomy places the organism in Eukaryota, Metazoa, Chordata, Mammalia, Artiodactyla, Camelidae.